Messenger RNA from Solea senegalensis (Senegalese sole), 4338 nucleotides. It is a transcript of the gene epb41l5, whose product is annotated as erythrocyte membrane protein band 4.1 like 5. Lineage: Eukaryota; Metazoa; Chordata; Actinopteri; Pleuronectiformes; Soleidae. Gene Ontology annotation, molecular function: cytoskeletal protein binding. Gene Ontology annotation, cellular component: cytoskeleton. The coding region runs from base 233 to 2557 and encodes 774 amino acids. The record is from RefSeq and is a predicted model, not a curated record. The transcript has 26 exons.
GACGUCACUUCCGGAGUUGAGCUUUGCCUUCUACUUUUUUGUUGGGACUAGUGAGGAAAUUACCUCGCAGUGGUAACGAGGAAUUCAGAAGAAAAAGAAAUAACAACGCACUUACAGACCAUGGAGACGAACGAGGCUGCUGUUUAGUCGUCUGCAAUGCACGUGUUUUCACCGUGAAGUCAAGCGAGCACGUCUUUGUGUGGCACUGUAACCCCCUCCCUCUCUUUCCACUAUGCUGAGUUUCCUGCGCAGGACGCUGGGGCGACGCUCCAUCCGGAAACAUGCAGAAAAAACCCGGUUAAGGGAGGCCCAACGAGCCACAACACACAUCCCUGCUGCUGGGGAUGCAAAGUCCAUCAUCACCUGCCGUGUCUCCUUACUGGAUGGGGCGGAUGUCAGUGUAGACCUGCCGAAAAAAGCCAAAGGUGAGGAGCUCUUUGAGCAGAUCAUGUACCAUUUGGACAUUGUAGAGAAAGAUUACUUUGGACUGCGCUUCAUGGACUCAGCACAAGUGCCGCAUUGGCUUGACGUUACAAAAAGUAUCAAAAAACAAGUGAAAAUCGGCCCUCCAUACUGCCUUCACUUGAGAGUGAAGUUCUACUCUUCAGAACCCAACAAUCUACACGAGGAGCUCACCAGAUACCUAUUUGUUUUACAGUUAAAGCAAGACAUCCUCAGUGGCAAGCUAGAAUGUCCGUUUGACACAGUCGUGGAGUUGGCUUCCUUCUCGCUACAGGCUGAGCUUGGUGACUGCGACCCAUUAGACCAUAAUCUGGAUCUGGUGUCAGAAUUUCGCUUCAUCCCCAACCAAACAGAAGAUAUGGAGCUGGCUAUAUACAACACAUGGAAGGACUGCAGAGGUCAGACGCCGGCUCAAGCUGAGAUUAAUUUCCUGAACAAAGCCAAGUGGCUAGAAAUGUAUGGGGUGGACAUGCAUAUGGUCAAGGCCAGAGAUGGUAAUGAGUACAGUCUGGGUUUGACACCAACUGGGGUUCUGGUAUUUGAAGGACAAACCAAGAUUGGGCUCUUUUUCUGGCCCAAAAUCACUCGUCUAGAUUUCAAAAAGAGCAAACUGACUCUUGUGGUAGUGGAGGAUGAUGACCAGGGAAAAGAGCAGGAGCACACCUUUGUCUUCAGGAUGGACCAUCCCAAAGCCUGUAAGCAUCUGUGGAAGUGUGCUGUAGAGCACCACGCUUUCUUUAGGCUGCGAGGGCCUGUACAGAAGAACUCUGCACGCUCUGGAUUCAUUCGCAUGGGAUCACGCUUCAGAUACAGUGGAAAGACCGAGUAUCAGACAACCAAGACCAAUAAAGCAAGGCGGUCUGCCACCUUUGAGAGAAGGCCCAGUCGACGCUAUUCAAGGAGAACCAUGCAGAACAGAGGACCAUUCAUUCCACAGGAAGUUCUUUCUUCAGGCAAUGGAGUCAGCUCCAGCAAAGAUAACAAGGUUUCUUCCAGUAGAGGUGCCUGGUCUAGUGUGCCUGUGGUCACCCCAGCAGUUUCCUCUGUCUGUAAACCAGUGGAAAUUGAGGCUCUACCCAGGAGUCCUGGCGGAGAAAAGAGGAGUGUGCCCACUGUGGUUGAUCUGAUGGAGACCUGCAUCGAUGACGUCCUCAGUGCUCCUGUUGCUCCCGCGGUGACUGCUGCAGAGGAGCCUGGACCAAGCAGUGCUUACAGUGCUACCGGUAUCACAGUGGAUGAUCCACUCAGCCUCGCUGAAGCAGCGGCUCGGCUGAAGCAGCUGGAGCUGGAGAUUAUUCCAGUCCUUUCUACUCCGAGAAACAACAUCAAUGUCAACAUGGCCAUGAACAAUCAGGAGGAUGUGUUGAAGAUUACGGAGAAGUGUGGUCUGAGCAGCACAGGUAGUAGUCCUGUUGUGACUCCACUGCGCACCCCAGAGGAUCUGAAGAGUAACAUUCUAAAAGCACAAGCUGAGGCUGCUGCACUCAAGGGACCUUUGGAGGAGCAUGUCAUAAAGGCCGGAGAUAAGAACUGUAACUUGCAGGAAGCCUCUGCCAGCAGUCGUCCUGACACCCAGGACUCGUGGGACCUGCUGAAGCCAGCAGCGUCGCUGCUCUCAUCAGCAGCAGGGGCCAGUGUGGAGAAUUCACCUGAAGAUCUGAACCCCUCUGUUCCCAAGAUGCCUCCAGAGUCUGCCAGUGACAGCAUGGCUCCAAAGAUUAAAUCAGAAGACGUUGACCUGCCACUCACCGCCCCUUUAUCUGACAACCUGAUCGACUUCACUGAUCCAACUCCUGUCCUCCCUCCUGUGCCACAGCCCAAACCUCUCAUCACACCUCGCUGGAUCAUUCCAACAACUUCUGUGAGAGCUCACCUCUUAUCACCUCCUCCUGGCAUCUUUACUAAUGGCCUGCUCGACCCUGACCCCCCCGCUAAGGUCACCCCUCAUCUCCCUGCAGACGGGGGAGCCGCUCUCACCCAAGUUCUCCCCCACCUCGCGCACACACUUAACACCAUCGCCACAAGCACUGUGGGUCACCCGCCAGCCUCGGACGAUGGAGCCAAACCCAGAGGUCUGCUGACCACUGAGCUCUGAUGAAGACACGGGGGAGCUUCCCCACCUCAGUCCAUCACACACUCAUCCACUCACCAGACAGCUGAAGAGGGUGAAGUGAACACUGUGGGCUCAGAGGAGGGCAGGGAGGAAGAGGCAGCUUACAAGCACCACAAUUUUAACUGCACCGCAAACUCAUACAGCAGAUCAAAACACACAAACUUAGUUUAUGAAACACACACACACUUUUAGCUCCAGUAAUAAUAUUUUUUUAAAUUUUUUAUUUUUUUAAUCAUUUAACUCAUGUCUCACUCAGCUGGCUCCGCCUGUGUGUAGAUGAAUGUACAUCUACAUAACACUGUAAUGUACACUACUGCACAAAAUCAUCAACCACUGGUUUCCUUCAAAGACGGUAGGUUGUCUCUUAUUAGUGCUUACUCCCCUCCCCCUGCCCGCUCUCUUGUUUUUAGACACUGGAUCGCUCAGAUGUAUUCACACAUGCUGUAUGUACAUAUGAAGAGCAGCUCACACUCACACACAGAGCUGCUGAAGUACACUGGAUACAGGACUGAGGAGACAGGUCUGUUCAAAUGAAGACACUUGAUUCUAAGAGAUAAACAGCAACUGGAUUCUUAAGCUGAAACACUGUCCCUGUAUUACACUGCGACCCUGUUUGUUCUUUGCUUGUCCGUAUGUUUGAUCCCAGUCAGCAUCUGUUGAAGCCACUGGAUGUGACGACUGGAUUAUCUUCGACACUGGACCUCAAAAGAACAAUAGAGAUGACAACUUUAACUUUUGUUAAUACAUUUUUGUUGAUUUUUUUUUUUUUUUACUGAUUUUAUUUGUCCUCUAUUUUAUAAAUCUGCACAUUUUAUCAAGAAGGAUUUGAGCCCCACUAAUGAAGGUUAGCUACAAUGUCUCUGGAGCCUGUUAGUCCUGUCCUUUGGUAAACCCUUAUCAUGGUUUUUAACAUUAGGUUUGAAAAAAAAAAGUGUUAAAAUGUCAUUAGUUUUUACUCAAAACUGCUGCUUUUUUUUUACCCACAUACAUUUUAAAUAAUUCAAUUUAAAUGCCACAUAUGACGGCCCCUCAGUUGCAGCUGAUAAAUCUUAAUUCAUCGUUAACUAUCUUAUAUUUGACCCUGUUAUAGACAGUGACUGCAAGUAUUAACAUGCUGUAGUUAUUACUCUGCCUUAUGUAAAUGAAUGUAUUGAAAAAUGUCUCAUGUAAGAAUGCUGGAGAUGCCACACUUUAACGACAUUACGCACACUUUGGGAAAAACUAAACAGUUUUUAAUGAAGUUUAUCACUCAGACUCUUACAUAGUAGUGUUAGAGAUCUCGUGCAUUUAAAAAAAGAAAAGAAAGACACUACCGUACAUGUUAAUCACUGCAUUUGUUGUGUUUUCAGUGAUGUGAUGGUGUUGUGUUUAAGGGAAGCUGACUGUUUUACAGCAUAUUUAGCCGUCGAGACAGUUCUUCAUGCUUCCACUCUGUUGUUAUUGCUCAGAAUACUACAUGUUGUCCAAAAGUGUCGUAGCGCACGGUUACACAAUGUAUCGAUAAUGGCAUCACAUGGCUGUAGAUAUGAAGUAGAUGUAUACAGUAUAUAUUUUUUUGGAAAAUUAUUUUGCCAGUAUUGUUACUACUUAUUACGGAGAAUCUUCUGCAUUUUUUUUCUAAUGACAUAAGAAGUAGGAUUCGCGUUACUGAUCACACAAAAGAAGAUUUUGGCGUCUCAAAUACAUUUUUAUAUAAACUCACUUCCUUUUUUUUUCCUGGAAUAUCUUGAUCAUGAUCCAGUAAAGCUUUGCUACAGUAGAAA